UAAUAAUCCUCCUUCUUUUCCCGUUGCUGCAAGGCUCAUCAGAAAUGGAGGCCUGGGAAGCAGUGAACAUUGUGCUCUCCUUGCUCUAUGGCGUGCUUUGCGUGUGGUGCGUGUCGCUGCUCGUCCGCAUCAAGCUCGGCCGUCACAAGAUGAUUUCAUAUCAGACGCUCUUCAUGGGCCUGUGCGUCGGGUGGACGCUGCUCCGGAUGAUCUUCUUUGCGUCGUAUGGCCAUGGCUUGGAGAACUCGCAAUACGCUGUCACUGUGCUUCUAUGGGUCCCAAUCAACAUUCAGUUUGCAACAUUCUCGCUGCUUGUGCUCUACUACGCCAAUACCGUCUACAGCGAGCGGAGAAUGUGGGCGGCCCGCAAACGUCUCAUGUACUUUUGCUACUCCAUUCCCCAAAUCAUUCUGGCUGGCCUGUUGUUCGCUUGGAUUUUUGUCACCGGCGACGAUGGCGACUCUGGUGAUGACGUGACAGACAUCCGGCAAUACGCGUCUGCCGGCAUCUUCCUUGUGCUCUUCUUUGCCACUGCCUAUUUCGCGCGCGAGCUGUACAACAUGUUCCCUGCGCUCACGCACAGCAUGAUACCCUUCUCGCAACGCCUGCUCGCAAUUACAACAGUGCACAUGCUCGUUGUAUUCCUUUCUCGAUUCAUUUACAACGUUUGCGCAGGUCUCCGAGUCGUGACAAUUUAUUUGGAGGGCGAUAAUACUGACGCGGCGGGCGCUUUUGCUGUGUACACCUUCUGGGAGAUUGCACCCGUCACCACUUUUAUUUUGCUCUUCAGGAACAUUCCCAAAACCACCUACGUGCCUCCUCCUGCCCUCCUCUCGCAUCCUGACACUAACGCACACGCCGUCGCGCGAUCUGGAGGGCACGUCUUCCACGACCCCAAUCGGUACGAUCGGACAAGCGAGGACAACAGCGCUGAAGAAGACGCCGUCAGCCGGAACUAUGGCAGCUUCUCGACGAGCCAAAACUCGAACGUGUAUGGGCAAAACCCGUAUUCCGAGUACGGGCGACCGCUUGCGGGCGUUCAUCGCUUUGCUUCGACUCGAUCUACCUACUCGACUUCGCCGUUGUCACGGCACACUGGCUCGCAAGUGCAGCGAAUGAUGGCUCAGGAAGCCCACUUGCCCCCGCAAUUGCAGCAACCCCAGCCCGUGGCACUCAUGUCACCCCAAAGCCUCCUCAACCAGAAUCAGGCGCAGCAUGUUCCUGCGCUUGAGUCGCACUCCCACUCGCCGCUGUCGCCUCCAACCAUGUAUCACCCGCACUCGGGAUACAACGACGCAUCCCUGAAUUACGACCAUCAGUUUUCGCCUCGCGAGCGGAAUGGCCCAAUCUAACUGAGGAUUUCUUUUGGGCUGGUUAAGAUUUUUGAUUGAUUGUGCUUUCUUGUAUCUCUUUCUCGCGCUUUCUCUUUCUCUUCUGCCUCCCCUUCCUCCUUGGUGUUCUGACGUUGGAUGGGGUUGCAGGGUUUUUGUUUCAUCUCUUGCUGUGUAGGCUGUUUGUUUCUUCAUCUGUUAUUGUUGUUGUUGUUGUCUUGUUUUUAUUUUGCUCCAAAUGGCAUUGUCUAUACUUUUGUUUC
Capsaspora owczarzaki ATCC 30864 is the source of this 1594-nucleotide messenger RNA. RefSeq lists its product as hypothetical. The coding region runs from base 45 to 1352 and encodes 435 amino acids. Lineage: Eukaryota; Filasterea; Ministeriida; Capsasporidae. Gene Ontology annotation, cellular component: lysosomal membrane. The record is from RefSeq and is a predicted model, not a curated record. Gene Ontology annotation, biological process: positive regulation of TORC1 signaling. The transcript has 8 exons.